CACACACACAUAUAAAGAGAGAGAGAGAGAGAGAGUAGUCAUAUCUUAUCCUUGGGAGAUGCAUUCCAAGACCUCCAGUGGAUGCCUGAAACCAUGGGUAGCACUGAACCUUAUAUACAUUGUGCUUUUCUAUACAUGCAUAUCUAUGAUAAAUUUUAAUUUAUAGGGGUGGUGGCGCCUGAGGUCACCAUGGCUACCAAGCGUGAAACCGCAGAGCCAGUGAUACCUUUGCUUGUGGAUCGAUACUUCAUUCGCUGGUACAAAUCAGAUGUCAAAGGAAAAUCUUGUGAGGACCACUGUAUACCACAGCACUCUAACCGAAUAUGUGUCACCACAUUGGCAGAAUCUCAUCCAGUUCUUCAAAGUGGAAAAACAAUUAAAAGCAUUCCCUGUCAGAUCAGUACCAACUGUAGCAGACUUCAGAACAAGGUCUCUGGGAAAUUUAAGCGGGGGGCACAGUUUCUAACAGAACUUGCACCUCUCUGUAAGAUCUACUGUUCAGAUGGCGAAGCAUAUACUGUAUCUAGUUGUGUUAGAGGAUGUUCGAUGGAAGUGAAUGAAAACAUUCUCCAUAAGCCAUCUAUUCUUCAAGAAAAGCCAUCCACUGAAGGCUACAUUGCAGUUGAGUUACCCGAAUUUGAAGAAAGUAAAAACAUAACAGAAGGGUUACUGACACAAAAACAGUAUGAAGAAGUCAUGGUGAAAAUGCAUUAAUGCCAUGCAUCAACGUCACGAGGACUGACAUGGAGCAAAAAGCAAAGCGGGAUUCUUGUUACCUGGCCUAAACCAUCAGUGCAUGAAAGGAGAACCAGUAUAUGUGAAGCAUACUUCACAGCCAUACGCCGGGGAGGCCUAGUGCUUCACUGAACUUCGUUUUCCCUCUCUGGCCUUCGUAAUGAGCCCUGGUUCCCAUUUGUCUUCAGCCUGCCAGGUCUGGCCUGCCCUUGUACUCACCCUGUUCUCUUUCAUCUCUCUAACAACUGGCGUGCAAGGAAUGUUUUUCUGAUUAAAAAACAAGCAAACAAAGCUCUCUGAAGAAAAUUUAGAAAAUAUAGGAAGUUUUAAGUAGCCAAGUAAAAAUAAUUUACUCAUUAUCUCAUAAUCCAGCAGUAAGUACAUUUGACCCUUGAACAACAUAGGUUUGAACUGUGAGAGGGAACCACAAACGAAUCAAAAAUGUAUCAUUAACCAAACACAAAACCCACUUAUAGAGCAGGCUGACUUUUCAUAUACUCAGUUUCCAGAGGACCAACUGCAGGACUUGAGUUAUGUGUGGAUUUGGGUAUAUGUGGAAGGUCCUGGAACAAAUCGCCCAUGUAAACCAAGGGAUAACUGUACUACAUUUUAACUACUUCUGUUUGAACAUUAUAGUAUGGUUAUUGCUUUUGCCUCAUUGUCCUAUUUGAAGUUUGAAAAAACCUAACCCACCUUUCUUACCCAAUCUGCUAUAUAAUGUGACUACCAAAAAGUCUAGUCCCAGCCCAUCUGCCUCAACACCUCUCCCUUUUAGGUUGUAGGGAAGAGACCAGAGUGCAGACUAUAUCUUCUGCCCUCCUUAUGCCAACAAGAUGGCCUUCCCCUCUGAAACAAAGUAAAACUGCAACACUGUGACUGCUGAAAUGAGGGACAUGGGAAAAGGCUCUGAAAAAUACAACAGCUUUCCUAGGAAAUGUAUUAUAAUGUAGUGGGAAGCUAAUUCUUGAAAUAUGCAUAUUGUAGUCACUCAGUCUCACAUACUCUAGUUACCAGCAAAUAAGUUACUGAGAAUAUGUCAUGCAAAGGCAUG
Chlorocebus sabaeus (green monkey) is the source of this 1786-nucleotide messenger RNA. The record is from RefSeq and is a predicted model, not a curated record. NCBI's taxonomy places the organism in Eukaryota, Metazoa, Chordata, Mammalia, Primates, Cercopithecidae.